AUGUAUGUCAUAACGGGGCGCAUCUACCCUAGCAUAGGAUUCUUUCUUCGGCAUUUCUUGUCCGGAUUCCUUUUGGGAUACUUCUUUUCUUCAGAUUCUUCUUCGGUCAUUUCUUUUUCUUUGGACGCUUCUGUUUCUUCGGAUUCUUCUUCUUCGGGUUCUUCUUCAGACACUUCUUCUACGGAUUCUUCUUUUUUCAAAUCUUCUUCGGUCACUUCUUUGUAUUUUUCUUCUUUUUUGGAUUCUUCUUCGGACACGCCUUCGAAUACUUCUUCGAACACUUUUUCUUCGGAUUCUUCUUUUUUAGAAUCUUCUUCAGUCACAUAUUCGGAUUCUUCUUUGUACACUUCUUUUUCGUAUUUUACUUUUUCGGAUUCGCACACUUUUUCUUUGUCUUCUUCUUUGGAUUCUUUUUCGUUAGAUUCUUCAUGUUUGUAUUCUUCUUCUCAUUAUUAUUUUUUGGAAUCUUUUUCGUCUUUCCUCUUUUUAUUCUCAUUCUCUCUUCUCAAUUUUCUCGGGAGAAACGUUCGCCUUUUAUCUGCUCCUUUUGUUGAUAUUUUUGUUAUUGUUGUUACCCAUUCAAUUUUCAUGCCUCUCUUUCCCUUUCUUUCUCCAAAGCAGAAACCCAUCCAGUUAAUCUAUCUAUUUAUCUAUCUAUCUAUCUAUCUAUCUAUCUAUCUAUCUAUCUAUCUGACACUGUUAGUAGGUUUUUAA
This is a messenger RNA of Acanthosepion pharaonis, 714 nucleotides long. The record is from the annotation of a GenBank genome assembly. Lineage: Eukaryota; Metazoa; Mollusca; Cephalopoda; Sepiida; Sepiidae.